UAGCUGCGCUCACCAAUGAACGUCUCCAGUGUGGAUGUCCUUCAUUUCUCUGUCUGGCUGCUGAAUUUGCCAUCGCGGAUCCAAAUUCGGAAUUUAAAAAAUAGAGGAGAAAAGCACCCCUCCGGAUUGCCGCUGCACCUCGCGCAGCCUCUCGACCUCCUAAAUCGCGUGACAUUCUGGAGCGUUUAAAACAACUUUGACUGCGCGCGACAUGGAGUGCAGAGUGCUGUCGAUUCAGAGUCAUGUCGUGAGAGGAUACGUGGGAAAUAAAUCUGCAUCCUUUCCCUUACAGGUCUUGGGCUUUGAGGUGGACUCUAUCAACUCUGUUCAAUUUUCUAACCACACAGGUUACGCUCACUGGAAGGGGCAGGUGUUGACAGCGGACGAGCUUCACGUCUUGUAUGAGGGGAUCAAACUCAACAAUGUUAACCACUAUGACUACGUACUCACAGGUUACACUAGAGAUACAUCAUUUCUGGAGAUGGUGGUUGACAUUAUACAGGAGCUGAAAAGAGCCAAUCCUAACCUUGUAUACGUUUGUGACCCUGUGCUGGGCGACCACGGUUCAAUGUAUGUCCCUCAGAAUCUGCAUCCAGUGUACAGGAAUAAAGUGGUGCCGGUGGCUGAUAUCAUUACACCGAACCAGUUUGAAGCCGAGCUGUUGACAGGGAAGAAUAUUAGCACAGAGAAAGAUGCUGUGGAGGUGAUGGAUCUGCUGCAUAAGAUGGGUCCAGACACCGUGGUCAUCACCAGCUCGGAUCUUCCCCCUCGUCUCGGAGACAGAUUCCUGGUGUCUUUUGGCAGUAAGCGCAUUUUGAUGCCAGACGGCACGAGGACGACCCAGCGGAUCCGAAUAGAGGUGCCAAAAGUGGACGCUGUGUUUGUGGGCACCGGCGAUCUGUUUGCCGCUAUGCUGCUGGCCUGGACCCACCAUUACCCAACAGACCUGAAGACGGCAUGUGAGAAGACUUUCUCAGUUAUGCACCACGUCAUUCAGAGGACUAUCUCCUUUGCUCACGAGAUGGCAGGCCCCGGUAGAAGACCUAGCCCAGCCCAGCUGGAGUUACGCAUGGUCCAGAGCAAAGCCGACAUAGAAGAUCCAACCAUAGUGAUGGAGGCCACGGUUCUAUAGAGCUGCCGAACGGCACAACUCAUCCAAACAUCAUCCUCCGCUCACAACUGCACAAUGUAUAGAUGUUGUACAUUUUGAUAUGUAAUGUGACAUUGCCUUAGAAUCUCAGCCAGAGUACAACAGAUCCAUUUCGAGAGAUUCAGCAGGGUACAGCCAACCGAAUGGGAGGGAGAGGGCCGUGGCUCGCAGAGAGAGAUUUAUCGUGUUUCUUCACCUUUCUCUCUCUCCCUCUCCCUCUCUUUCUCUCAAAGCUCCUGAAGAACUCCGGUUCGUCCUGCACAUUAAUCCCAGACUCGUGACAUUUCCUGACCAGGUCAGUUAUGUACCUAAACUGCCAUUGACGUAGUGAGGACCAAUUCAACAAAAUGACAUCGAUGUGGGUUUGACACUGUAUGCGUGGGAGAAACAAGAGUUGUAAAGAAAUGUCUGGGUCUUAUUUCGCUUCAAAAUGUAAAGGAAAUAUAGGAUGUUAUUUGUGAAAAAAAAUCUAAUAUUAUCUUAAAAAAAAAAUCUAAUUUUAUUAGAUUAUAAUAGUGUCUGUUAACUGAAAUGGACACAUUUAAAGAAUUGUUGAUACUUAUUGUGUAAAAAAUCUGUAAAGCAAAACAACAAUAAUGAUAUUUAAAUUGUAAAGUGUAUUUUUAGAGUACGGUUUAAAGUAUGUAUUAUGGUGUAGUAUUUGUUGUUCUGAAUUUAAUGUACAGUGAUUAAAAAAAAUGUCCAGACAAGAUGAGUUUUAACUAGGGUUGGGAAUCGAAAAUCAAUUCCAAUUUGGAAUCGGAAUCGAAAGGCUAGGAAUCGGAUCGGAAUCGAAAGGAAUAGGAAUCUGAUACUUGAGAUUAAAAUUUGAAUUCCUCUUAUCAAUUCCUGUGUGCAUAUUUUCAGAAAAGUACAUGCGUUGCAUGAUCUGCUGAUAUCUCAAUAAAAGCCCUUAUGAAAAUUAUCGAUAUUUUUUACUAUAGUAAGCACAGUUUAGCUAUAGAAUUUGCAUUAAAGCACAGGAAUCACAAAUUAACCAUAGUUGCAUUAUAGUAACUGCAAUUUAACCAUGAUGUAGUUCAACUAUGAUAAUACAAAUUGUAAUAAAUCAGAAAAGGUGUGUUUCUACGUUUAAAUAUACACAAAACGGUGCUCAUACAUAUAUAUAUAUAUAUAUUUUGCAAACAAGUCAAUAAGCAGGCUAAAUGACCAUACAGGUUGAUAUCUGAAUGUUUUACUUCAACUGUGGAAUCGAAACUGGGAAUCGAUAAGAAUCGAAAUCGAUAAGCAGAAUUAGAAUUGGAAUCGAUAAAAUUGAAACGAUUAAUAACCCUACUUUUAACACAGUCACAAUAAUGAGAAUAAGGUGUGAUUAGAUGAAAUUGAAAUAAUGUUGCAUUGCAAAAUACAGUAUUAAAAUAGGGUUUGUUUUCGUUGUGAUGUGUAUAAAAAAUGUUCCAUCGUUUUUGGGGUUAAAUAUGAUCUGGACAUUUCUUACCCGUAUUUAUUACACCAACCUUUAAAAGAUUUUUGUGGCCAAACUCAAAAAUAAGUCAUUAAGUGUAAUACGGAGCCAAAGUCUAACUAGUGUGAAAGUCUAAAAUCUGUGUUUUAUUUGUUCUUGUGAUUUUUUUUGUUUGUUUGUUUUUUUCACUGAAAGGAGUUUUGUUUUUAAAAUGUGCUGCUGUAUCUUGUGACUUUGUUUUUAGUGAUAAGAUGAUGUACUGUAAUAUUUUUGGCCUUGCUCACGUUUAUGAUUUCAUUCUCCAUCCUUUGUUUUCAUUUUACAUCGAGCAUUUAUUAAUGCGCUACUUCAUUUCUCAUGUCAUUUGCAUUCAUCAGUGUUACUAAUAAUGUCAUCUCAUCUCAUUUCCUUUCAAUUGAUUGUAUUUGCAUCGAUAAUCUACUUGUUUGUACAGGCAGAAGAAACUUUAAAAGUAGUUUUUAACUUUUUAUUUGACAGUAUUUUCAUAUCGCAAAGGAAAAGAUUUGUAUGAAGUUGGCUUCGGGUGAACAUUUUAAAAUGCCUUGGCAGAAGUAGCUCUGUGUAACCUGUGCCGGGUGCUUCACGGUUACAAUGCUGUGAAACAAAAUAAAAGGCAAAUGAGUUAUACAUCUUAUCAGACUUGUUCUCCUUUAUUCAGUCUGUAAGGAGAUUCAGGCACCGGCUUACGUUCUGUUGUAUGUUUAUGUGUGAUUUAGUUUACAUUACAAACAGCAUUUUUGUAGAUUUAUUAACGAUUGUUAAUCCUUGUUUAGUGGAUUUCUGUUUUACACACCACUGAUCCUCCAACACAGUCAUGUUACUUUAAUCCUUCUGUUCAUUCUCUGAUCAUUUGUCAUUUUCA
This is a messenger RNA of Triplophysa rosa, 3459 nucleotides long. RefSeq names its product pyridoxal (pyridoxine, vitamin B6) kinase b (gene pdxkb). The transcript is spliced from 11 exons. Lineage: Eukaryota; Metazoa; Chordata; Actinopteri; Cypriniformes; Nemacheilidae. Gene Ontology annotation, molecular function: pyridoxal kinase activity. Gene Ontology annotation, biological process: pyridoxal 5'-phosphate salvage. Gene Ontology annotation, cellular component: cytosol. The record is from RefSeq and is a predicted model, not a curated record. The coding region runs from base 212 to 1132 and encodes 306 amino acids.